Messenger RNA from Neurospora hispaniola, 522 nucleotides. RefSeq lists its product as uncharacterized. The transcript has a single exon. Bases 1 to 522 code for a protein of 173 amino acids. Lineage: Eukaryota; Fungi; Ascomycota; Sordariomycetes; Sordariales; Sordariaceae. The record is from RefSeq and is a predicted model, not a curated record.
AUGUUCCCCCUCCUCUCUCUUCUCCCUCUCCUCCUCCUCCCCUUGUGUGUUCAAAGCGACGACUUCUCCCCCACCCUCCCCGUCUCCGCCGUUCCCGACGCCCAGAAAUCCGACUGGUGCGACUCCCACUCCUCCACCUGCCGUUCCAUCUGCGGCACAGGCAUGCCCGGCACCGACCUCUUGGGCGUCCGCAUCAAUGUCUGCUCAUACAAGACGCUGCAAUACGAAUGUAUCUGCAACAAGGACAAUCUGCGGCCCAAAAUGGAACUGUUUCAUUAUUCUGUGCCCGGGUUGAUGUGCGAGGCGGCGUGGAAGAUGUGUCGCAAGACGAAUAAGGGUGACGAAAAAAUGGUGGGGGAGUGUGAUGACAAGAUUCGAAAAAAGUGUGGGCAUAUGAUCACCAAGGAUCAGGAGACCAAGAGUGAUAGGUUGUAUAGGUUUUUUAAACCUAUCAAGGGGGGUGGUGGGAAGGCGGGUGGGAAGAGGAGGAGGGGGAUUGAUUCUGAGAGGGGGGAGUAUUGA